CUCCCCCGGCAUUUCCCGCGUGGCGGAGAGCGGAGCCGGGUCCGUUCAGCGGGGGAUCAGGACGGCCACGUGGAAAUCGGAGCCGGCAGCGGUUUAAAGGAAUUUCCCUGGGGAGGAGACUGAAGCAGCAGCAGCACAAGGAAUUCAUCGGAUCACGCUUGGCCACCUGAGCUGGCCAAGGGAACCCCCCACCUCGUUCCGCGUGGCGCUUAUUCCAUUGUGCACCAAAUCGCAUCUUGAUUUUGGGAGGACUUUUUCGUUCACUCGUGGGAACUUCAUCCGAGGCUGCAGCUUCUUUCUUAAGAAAUUCCUUAUUUGGUGCAUUUUACCAGAUCUCUCUCCAAUCCACCCAUUUCCGCCGCCCCCCUCUUCUUCUUUUUUGUGCUUUUAAUUGCUCCGCGAUGGCGGCGGAGAAAUUCUCCGGAGCCUCCAACGGGAGUAUCGGGGCUCCGGCGCACGCUGGGGUGGAGGUCCCCGAGGGCGGCAAGAGCAGCCUGGGCGCGUCCCGGCUGCGGGGCUGCCUGCGGGCCAACCUGCUGGUGCUGCUGACCGUGGCCGGCGUGGUGGCCGGCGUGGUGGUGGGGCUCGGGGUGCGGCAGCUGCCCGGCGGCGGGCUGAGUCGCGUGGACAUCCUGCUCUUCUCCUUCCCCGGGGAGCUGCUGCUGCGCUUGCUGAAGAUGAUCAUCUUGCCCCUGGUGGUCUGCAGCCUGGUGGCGGGCGCGGCCAGCCUGGACCCGGCUGCCUUGGGGCGCUUGGGCGGCUGGGCGAUGCUCUUCUUCCUGCUCACCACCCUGCUGGCGUCGUCCAUCGGCGUCGUCCUCGCCUUCAUCAUCAAGCCCGGAGAGGGGGCGUCGGCCCCCAAGCUCUUCGGCGACGAGGCGGCGGUGCCCGAGGCCAAGCAAGUGGUCGACUCCUUCCUCGAUCUCAUCAGGAACAUCUUCCCCUCCAACUUGGUAUCAGCUGCAUUCCGAUCGUAUGCAACCAGUUAUAAACUGGUGAUAGAGAAGAAGAACGGGACAGGAGUCAGCAAGAAUGUUACGUUUGGUGAAAAUGUAACAGUUGGUGAAAGCAUCGUGGAGAUGAAGAUCCCCACAGGCACAGAGGUGGAAGGGAUGAACAUCCUUGGCCUGGUGGUCUUCGCCAUCGUCUUUGGGAUUGCUCUGCGGAAGCUCGGGCCCGAAGGCGAGAACCUGAUCAAGUUCUUCAACUCCUUCAAUGAAGCCACGAUGGUGCUCGUCUCCUGGAUCAUGUGGUAUGCCCCUCUGGGUAUCAUGUUCCUGGUAGCUGGCAAGAUUGUGGAAAUGGAGGACGUGGUUGUCCUGUUCACCAGCCUGGGCAAGUACAUCUGCUGCUGCCUGGUGGGCCAUGCCAUCCACGGUCUCAUCGUCCUGCCGUUCAUCUACUUCAUCUUCACCCGCAAGAAUCCUUACCAGUUCCUUUGGGGCAUCUUCACUGCCCUGGCCACUGCCUUUGGCACUUCCUCCAGCUCUGCCACCCUGCCCCUGAUGAUGAAGUGUGUCGAGGAGAAGAACGGCGUCUCGAAGCACAUCAGCCGCUUCAUCCUGCCCAUCGGGGCCACGGUCAACAUGGACGGGGCUGCGCUCUUCCAGUGCGUGGCUGCUGUCUUCAUCGCCCAGCUCAACAGCAUGCCUCUCAACUUCAUCCAAGUCAUCACCAUCCUAAUUACUGCGACGGCGUCCAGCGUUGGAGCUGCUGGGAUUCCUGCGGGCGGCGUCCUCACCCUCGCCAUCAUCUUGGAAGCUGUUGGGCUGCCGACCAACGACAUCUCCCUCAUUCUGGCAGUGGACUGGCUUGUGGAUCGCACCUGCACCGUCCUAAACGUGGAAGGCGAUGCUUUUGGCGCUGGGCUCCUGCAGGUGUACACCGAAAGGACGGAAGGCAAGGCAGAGGCAGAGGAGCUGAUGGAGAUCAAGACGGACACCGGCAAGGGAGUGGGGGCGGAAGAAGGCUCCCCACUGAUCAAGAGGGACGGGCCUGCCCCCUUGGAGGGCAUCAACUCCUGCGAAAAAGAAUCCGUGAUGUAAAGCAGCCUACGAAGAGGCUAGACUUCGUUUUUUUAAAGUUAGGGUUCCAUUUUUAAGGACAGCUCCCGAAUCUGCUCCACCCUUGAAAGACUUCUGUUUCCCAUAAGAAGCAGGGGCAGGCGGUUCGAUUUUCACCGAGAACACUCCUUUCCACCUUUUUUUAAUGACUGAUUUUUCACACAGUUGCUUUUAAAUUUCAAACAGAACUUCCCCCCCUGAAAAAUGUCAACUGCUGGGGGCUUGAUGCUGCCUGGAAAUAGCCCUGUUUGGCUGGAAGCCUCUCCCUCUUAAGGAGAUGAGGGUCAGGGUGCUGUUGCUCAAGAGAAAGGGCACUCUGGAUAUUCUCAGAGGCACAAUACUUUGCACGUUCCAGGCUGAACCCUUAAGUUUUUAAAUCUGCAACGUGGAAACUGGUAGCAGUGACUUUGGAGAUCUCUUAAUAUCACUCUUUUCCUUCUUCCAGAUCUCUAGCUACCUUUGCUGCUUUUUAUUUUAUUUUGUGUUUUGGACCAAGCAAGUGGGUGGUGGUGGUUUGUCCUUCCUGUGUCUAAUAUCUUUGUCUCCCUCCCAUUGCCCCCCCCCCACUUUUAGUUACAUUUCAUUGCAGGAAGAGGAAGCAGACUGCUUUAUUUCCGGACAGAUUUAUUCUCCUCUGGUCACCCCAUAAUUCAAUAACUUGAGCAGUGCACCACUUGAACCUAUAAAUACCUAUCGUCAAAACAGGAAUGGGGAUAGAGAACAUUUCUUUCUGUCUUUUACAUUUCUUUCUGUCUUUUACAAUUUUUUUGCUGCCUUUCCGCCUUGCAACCCCUUAGAAUCCUCGUGCCAAGGCUGUGCGAUGUGCAAUUGAGCAUUGAGAGUCGCUGUUGGGUCGCUGGAAUUUCUGCCAUUCCCUGCAAAGCCAACUUUCCUUGAACUGCUUAAAACCUAUGUAUUUUCCUCCCUUCUUCCCUGCUGGCUCAUCACGUGCAAGAACUAGACAGUACUGCAGUGCUCUCUUGAAGUGGCAACUCCUGGUUCAAACAGCUGCGAUGCAAUUUAUUUUAUUUCUGGAACUUAAAAGGAUCCAAAUGUUUUUUCCUCCACACUGGAAUUAAAGGGGCAGGGCAGGGUUAGCAGGUAAAAGAAAGUGAGAGAGACUGGAGUAGCUUCAGAGGUGAGAGUUAACCUCUGAGGCUCAGUUUCCCAUCACUUUUAUUCUAGUCUUGUGCCGAGGAGCCACUGAUGAGCAAGUGGGCAGGCUUGCAGAAGGAGCUGGUGAGUGGUGGCCCCCCUGGACCAAAUUUUCAGCACUGCCUGGCCUGUCCAAAGCCCAGCAGACGCUGAAGCAGACAUUAGCAGUGAGGAAGAAAGGGAGGAAGUACCAAGGUGAUUGAGCGAGUGGUUGCUGAACAACUCCAGGCACGCCUGGAAGAAGCGGACAAUUUGGAUCUAGGGACAAAGGUGAGAGCUGUUUCUUAGUCCUGCUGGAUCUCUCAGCGGCUUUUGACAUCAUCGACCACAACAUCCUUCUGGACCGUCUAGAGGUGUUGGGAGCUGGGGGCACUGUCAUACAGUGGGUCCGCUCCUUCCUCCCGGGCCGUGUUCAGAAAGUGGUGGUGGGGGAUGAGUGUUCAGACCCCUGGGCUCUCACUUGUGGGGUGCCUCAGGGUUCUGUCCUCUCCCCCAUGCUUAUCAACAUCUACAUGCAGCCGCUGGGAGAGAUCAUCAGGGGGCUUGGGCUGGGUGUUCAUUAGUAUGCAGAUGAUACCCAGCUCUACCUCUCUUUCAAAUCAGAACCAGUGAAGGCGGUGAAGGUGCUGUGUGAGGGUCUGGAGGCGGUUGGAGGAUGGAUGGCAGCUAACAGAUUGAGGUUGAAUCCUGACAAGACAGAAGUACUGUUUGUGGGGGACAGGAGGCGGGCAGGUGUGGAGGACUCCCUGGUCCUGAAUGGGGUAACUGUGCCCCUGAAGGACCAGGUGCGCAGCCUGGGAGUCAUUUUGGACUCACAGCUGUCCAUGGAGGCGCAGGUUAAUUCUGUGUCCAGGGCAGCUACCUUCUUUGCAGUGGCUGACAAAGGCUUGGCAGCACCCCCACAGAGAACUGCAGGACCUUGUUGUUGUUUAGUCGUUUAGUCGUGUCCGACUCUUCGUGACCCCAUGGACCAUAGCAGGCCAGGCACUCCUGUCUUGCACUGCCUCCCGCAGUUUGGUCAAACUCAUGUUCGUAGCUUCGAGAACACUGUCCAACCAUCUCGUCCUCUGUCGUCCCCUGUCGCAGGACCUUAACUUAAAGCAAAUACUGUAUAUGCUUAUGCACACACAGGGUCACUUGGAAACCGUGGCUGGGCCCGCAGCCUUGUCCUUUGUCACUCGCAGGCCUAGACCUUGACCAAUGGAAUCUUUUGUACAUUUUCAAGUGUCUCUGCAAUCUUGAGGACUGGGAACUUAGCUGAGAACUAUUUUGAUUCUCCCAUAGGCAUUGGAUUCUACCCAGGCAUAUCUAUUUCCAUACCUUGUAGCUUCUGGAGUCUGUAGAUCGGAAUCCAGGUGCCCUGUCCUGCCACAAUGCCCUGUGCAGAUCCAGAAUGCAUACUACCUACUACCAAUCAAUAAUAAUAAUAAUAAUAAUAAUAAUAAUAAUAAUAAUAAUAAUUCAUUAUUUAUACCCUAAGUCUUUCCAGCCACUCUGGACGGCUCCCAACAUAAUCUUAAAAACAUGAGAAAAGAUCAAAGGUUAAAAACUUCCCUAAACAGGGCUGUUUUCAGAUGUCUUCUAAUAGUCAGAUAGUUGUUUAUUUCCUUAACAUCUGAUGGGAGGGCGUUCCACAGGGCGGGCGCCACACUACCUUUUGCAGAUGCAAAUGUGGGUUUGGCCGCAGGCGCUCAUGACCUGGCUCAUACCUGCCUGAAGCAUAUCAGUGGAGAUGUUUUGCAGUCUUAAAAAUAAAUUUAAAAAAAUCAGUAGAAUGUCGGAGCUUUUAAUUCCGACUUCCAAGGUUUUGAGCUGUAGAUCUUCUUGAUUAGUUGGACGCAGUCUCCCUAUUUUUGCCAUGCAGGGCUCCUUAGUAGGCUUUGUGUGUCAAUUUAGAGGUAGGCUUCAAGUGGGGUCUAGGCCAGGGAUAGGCAACGUAAGGCCCGGGGGCCGGAUGCGGCCCAAUCGCCUUCUAAAUCUGGCCCGCGGACGGUCUGGGAAUCAGCAUGUUUUUACAUGAGUAGAAUGUGUCCUUUUAUUUAAAAUGCAUCUCUGGGUUAUUUGUGGGGCAUAGGAAUCCGUUCAUUAAGAUCUUUUUUUGCUGCUGAAAUGUUACUUGAUGGAAGUGCUAGACUAGGGCUGCCUUCUUUAGUUACUCUUCUAAAGCGUAUAAGAUGUUAGGGAGAGCCAUCUGUUGGCAAAAAUGAUCAAUCUGUUGUGAACCGCCCUGUGAUCUUUGGAUGAAGAGCAGUAUACAAAUUUAAAUAAUAAUGAUAAUCUCUGACAGAUUUAUGCUCCUCCAUCUAGCAACUUUCACCUUUAGCAGUUCUUGUGGUUGUGCAAAGGAGACUUAAGGAAGUGGUCAACAGGGCUCUGCAGAGAAAUGAAAUUCUGCACAGCGGAAAAUGCUGGGUUGGUAGACGAUGUGUGGAUUAAAUGUGUUUGCUUUGUGAACAUCAUAAUAAUAUUGCAAGGACGACACAAGUAGGCAUUUUCACCUCUGACGGCUGAAAGUUGUAGUUUCAUCCCCCAAAAUAAAAGCUACUUUUUUGUGACUGGUUCACCACCUGCAUGCAAUAGUACAUAAUGUCCAAAUAGGUGCAAAGUUCUCCUGGUGAGAAUUCUGGAGUCCUCCCUUCGUGCCAACAGAGCUCCCCACCUGUUUGGGCAGGAAUGGUGUUUUAAGUGUUCUCUGAGUGGGCAGAGAUCGCUGGCAUUAAACAGGAGCUCUCUAGAUGCACCUCCGCACUUCGGAACGGGUUUGUGCCAAGGCUUCCCCUGCCAAAGCAACUUUUAUGAUAAUGCCUGUUGAGAUCAGACCUCCAGAUAAGGGGCGGAAACAUCUGCCUUCUCUUUUGGGGGCACGGGCUGUAGUACAUCAAAGCCCGGAGCCUGCAAGUUUCAGGGUUUGAACUUUUGGUUCUAGCAAGUCCAGGUGUGACUUAACAGAGAGAGAGAAAAGUGUUGGACUCUGGGAUGGGGGAAAGCAGAGGCUUCUGGCAGGGCUGUGUGUUGUGCAGUUUGUGACACAGUGCAUAGAGGUUUCAAGGUUCUAUCCCUCAUUGCUGCAACAAUACGAUUCAAAGUGGAGAAGUGGUUAAAGUUCGCAGCCCUUAGGUGUGGGGAUCCAGGGUCUUCCUCCUUUCCGUGGCUAGCAAAGCCAAAAUGAAAUUGUGCACAGACUGCAGAAUAAAUUGUACAAAACAUGAAAUAACACCAGUUUUAUCCAUGUGCCUGAUUUAUAUAAAGGAUGUGGUUUUCCUUGGUACAUAAUUUUUUAGUUUUAGCGCAGAACACAUGCAUUCCCUGGCAUUGGGUGAUCAUAAGAGGCUGGCUCCUGUACCCCAGACACCCCUUGUUCCACAUUCCACUUUGGGUCGACCUUCAAAUGCCAGUGACUGGUAUCCAGCUGGCACUUCAAAAUAAACAUGGGUUUUGUUUUAGUGCCAAAUAUGCCACCCUCUGUAUUCUAACAGGAGGUGGUAGUUCCUAGUACAAGCUGUGUUGAGAGCCAAUGCAGGUGGAUUGUUCCAAGUGGGAAGCUGCAGGUGCAAAUUGGUACUCUUUUCAUGCCGGUUUAGUUAACAGUUGCUACCUCUUGUUGCUUCAAAGUAUGUACCCUCUGUUGCUGAACACCAUUCAGAAUUGCCCUCAACCCACAAAGAGGGAAAGUGGGGACGACCAUUGGGGCUCUCUAAGCUCCCACCAUCUGCAAAGGGGUUUGGGUGCAUGUGACAGCUGACACUUCGGUGAUCCUGAGCCACAAAAUUUGGGAAGGGAACCUCCGGGGUUAUCUGGUCUUGCUGCUUGCCCAGAGAGAGGAUAUUCUACUUGCUGCUAACUCUUCUCAGCUGCUCAGAGAUGGGCACGGCCUCCCCCUGUCUUUCCUUCUGCUGCUAUUGCAGUUCUCCUGCCCUCGGUCCCGAUCCUGUACGGAAGAGAACCUAGCUAGCCUGGAGGCUGCCUAUACCACUAAGUGUUAUUGGGUGGUACACUUGCUUUAGCGUCUUGUUUCGCAGUCAACAGGGAUGCAGGAUGGCACCAUCUCUGUAUGUCGGGGGGUAUUUGACGCCUGGGUUAAGAGCUGGCUUUCCUAGGAAGCAGCUAUGAUAACUUCCCAAUAUCAGAGCAGGUGAGCAGGGUGGGCUGUUGUGCCAACUGGCAUUUUUCUCCUAUGUUGAACCUGCUGGGCUUUGGCAGGGGCAAAGGGGUGCGGUGGGCUUGCAUUUCUUCAAACCAGGUCCUGCUCUUCUGUCCUUAGUGGCAGCCUGAUCUGCAGGGAGCUGCUUCUUUCCAUGCUUUUAAAGCUGCACCUGCAGGUCAAGCUGCUCUUAAAAAAAUGCAGGCAGGGCCUUCCGUGUUUCUGGUGAGCUAGCGAACCCCCAAAGUGGUGGCAAGACUGAUUUUUUGGGGGGUGGGGGAGACAAAUCAGGCUGGUUGUUAUUUGCACACAAUCUCCUCCCUACAUUGGGGGUGGCGAGGGGAGGAAAUGUACAAUUGCCACAUCACAUAAUAUAAUAAAAACAGAUUUGGAAGCAA
This is a messenger RNA of Zootoca vivipara (common lizard), 7757 nucleotides long. RefSeq names its product solute carrier family 1 member 5 (gene SLC1A5). The record is from RefSeq and is a predicted model, not a curated record. Gene Ontology annotation, biological process: L-aspartate import across plasma membrane. Gene Ontology annotation, molecular function: neutral L-amino acid transmembrane transporter activity; symporter activity; L-aspartate transmembrane transporter activity. NCBI's taxonomy places the organism in Eukaryota, Metazoa, Chordata, Lepidosauria, Squamata, Lacertidae. Gene Ontology annotation, cellular component: plasma membrane.